Messenger RNA from Closterium sp. Naga37s-1, 642 nucleotides. NCBI's taxonomy places the organism in Eukaryota, Viridiplantae, Streptophyta, Zygnematophyceae, Desmidiales, Closteriaceae. The record is from the annotation of a GenBank genome assembly.
AUGGUGAUUGCUGGGCCGACUGAUUAUUCGCCAAUGCGCGCUGGCGCUGUGUCGGUUGCGUACGGAAUGCCACCGCCUGCCUCCGGAAUGGGGACCAUGGCGACGGGCCCCCCAACACUUCCUGCUCCGAAGCCCGCUCCUGUGCUGUCGGCGCCUCUUCCCGUCGCGCCGCCUGUCCCUCUCGCUGCGCCAAUUGCUGUGUCUGCGAGUCUCGCUCUUCAAGCUGUCGACCCCGCCGCUCCGUCUGCGGCCACCGAGUGGGCGAUUGUUGAUGGCGGCGUGCCGGCCCAGUCGGUGGGGUCCGCCACCACUCACGUCCUGGGCCAGCCGGCGCUUCCCGCCGCUCCGGCUCCCCCGUCUGCACUGUCUCCGGCGCUUGCGCCUCCUCUGCUUGUGCUGGCGGGAUCUGCUCCUGCACCGCCUGUGGCUGCGCCUCCCGCGCCUCCUGUGGCUGCACCUCUCGCACCGCCUGUGGCUGCUCCUCUCGCGUCGCCUGAAGCUGCUCCCCUUGCGCCGCCUGUGGCUGCUCCGCCUGCAGUGGGUCUGUCCGCGCCUCCCGUGGCUGUUCCCAUUGCUCCGCCGGUGGCAAAUCCCCCUGUGCUGUCUGCACAGCGUCCGCCGUCUCCUGGCCGUUGUCAGUAG